AUGAAGUCGGAAUACCAGGGUCGGGCGUCGGCGCGGGUCCGGGAUUUCUGCCUUUAUGGCGAGACCACCGGGGAGACCGACGAGUUCGGCCUUCCGGUGCGGGCCAACUGGGCCGCCGGUUAUCGUGGCCGGGCGAUGGUGGUUUAUGGCCAUACCCCGGUUAUGGAACCCGCCUGGCUCAACAGCACCAUCAACGUAGAUACUGGCUGUGUCUUCGGUGGCAAGCUGACCGCGCUUCGCUAUCCGGAAAAAGAGCUGGUUUCGGUUCCUGCGGCGCGGGUCUACUAUGAGCCGGUGAAACCUCUGGCUGAGCCCGCCCGGCCGGAGGAACCCGCCGAGACGGGCGAGUCUCGCGCGGCGAACCUCCUGGACAUUGACGACGUGCUGGGGAAGCGCAUCGUAGCGACGCGGCUGCGCGGCAAUAUCACGGUUCGGGAAGAGAACGCUGCGGCGGCGCUGGAGGUGAUGAGCCGUUUCGCCCUGGAUCCCCGCUGGCUGAUGUACCUUCCGCCCACCAUAUCCCCCUGUGAUAGCUCCAAGCUGCCCGGUAUGCUGGAACAUCCAACGGAGGUGUUCACCUACUUCCGCAAUAACGGCGUGUCCAGCGUGAUUUGCGAAGAAAAGCACAUGGGGUCACGGGCCAUCGUCGUGGUGGGGCGGGACGCCGCAGCGAUCGAGCGGCGGUUCGGCAUCACCGGCGAGGGUAUCGGCGCCUGCUACACGCGGACAGGACGAAGGUUCUUUGAGGAUCGCGCCCUCGAGGCGCAGUUUCUGGAGCGUGUCGGCUUGGCGCUCGUCGAGGCCGGUCUCUGGGCGGAACUGGGAACCGACUGGGUGGUGCUGGACAGCGAGCUCAUGCCGUGGUCCGUCAAGGCGCAGGAGCUGGUCCGUGAACAGUAUGCGGCGGUGGGCGCAGCGGCUCGGGUCAGCCUCACUGACGCGGCAGCGCUCCUCCGGCAGGCGGCAGCACGGAGUAUUGACGCCAACGAGAGCUUGGCCGGAGUAGAGGAGCGGCUGCGCCUGGCCCAACUCUACAGCGACGCCUAUGCCCGGUACUGCUGGCCCGUGGGGUCGCUCGCGGAUAUCCGGCUAGCGCCGUUCCACCUGAUGGCCAGUGAGGGCCAGGUGCAUACUGAUAAGGCCCAUCUCUGGCACAUGGACAUGGCCAAGCGCUUGUGUCAGGCCGACCCCGGGCUGUUCCAGGCUACCAGGCAUCUGGCAGUAGACCUGAACGCUCCAGACGAGCUUGAGGCCAUACGCUGGUGGGAGGAACUGACGGGCAAGGGCGGGGAGGGUAUGGUGGUGAAGCCGAUGGACUUCAUCGCCACCGGAAAGCGGGGCAUGGUGCAGCCCGCCAUGAAGUGCCGGGGCCCCGAAUACCUGCGCAUCACCUACGGGCCGGAGUACACCCUGCCGGAGAACAUAGAACGCCUGCGAAAUCGCGGCCUCUCCACGAAACGGUCGCUGGCGCUUCGGGAGUUUGCAUUGGGUGUAGAAGGUCUCAGGCGUUUUGUCGACGGAGAGCCUCUCUACCGGGUGCACGAGUGCGCCUUCGCUGUGCUUGCCUUGGAAAGCGAGCCGGUGGACCCGAGGCUGUGA
Molecule: messenger RNA, 1599 nt
Organism: Geodia barretti
Lineage: Eukaryota; Metazoa; Porifera; Demospongiae; Tetractinellida; Geodiidae
Source: the annotation of a GenBank genome assembly